Molecule: messenger RNA, 2862 nt
Organism: Ochotona curzoniae (black-lipped pika)
Lineage: Eukaryota; Metazoa; Chordata; Mammalia; Lagomorpha; Ochotonidae
Gene: ZFTRAF1
Product: cysteine and histidine rich 1
Exons: 4
Coding region: 218-1375 (385 amino acids)
Cellular component (GO): nucleus
Molecular function (GO): zinc ion binding
Source: RefSeq, a predicted model, not a curated record
AGCGAAAACAAAGAUGGCGGCGGCGCCGGGGCCGGCGGCCGGGGCGGCUGCGGGGAGACGCGCGGCCCGGGCCCUCUGAGCGGCGCGGCGGGAGCGGGCGGCGGGGCGCGGCGGCGGCGGGAGCGGCGGGAGCGGCGGGAGCGGCGGGAGCGCGCGGCGCCCCGACUUCCAGCCGCGGGAGCGCGCCGGCAGCCGCCCGCCGGGCCGGCCGGCCGCGAUGUCCGGCGCCGAGGAGGCCGGCGGCGGGGGCGGCCCGGCCGCGGGGCCCGCGGGCGCCGUGCCGGCCGGGGUCGGGGCGGCCGCGGGGCCGGCGGCGGCGCUGGGCGAGGCGGCGGGGCCCGGGCUCCCGGACGAGGCCGGCGCCCGGCAGCUGCAGGACGCGGCCGGCGACCCCGACGCGCCGCCCAAGAAGCGGCUGCGGGCGGCCGAGGCCGAGGCGGCGGCGGCGGGCAGCGGGAAGCUGGAGGAGCGGCUCUACUCGGUGCUGUGCUGCACCGUGUGCCUGGACCUGCCCAAGGCCUCCGUGUACCAGUGUACUAACGGUCACUUGAUGUGCGCUGGCUGUUUUAUCCACCUACUAGCAGAUGCCCGGCUGAAGGAGGAGCAGGCCACCUGCCCCAACUGCCGCUGUGAGAUCAGUAAGAGCCUUUGCUGCAGGAACCUGGCCGUGGAGAAAGCCGUGAGCGAGCUGCCCGCAGAGUGUGGCUUCUGCCUGCGCCAGUUUCCUCGCUCCCUCCUGGAGAGGCACCAGAAAGAGGAGUGCCAAGACAGGGUGACACAGUGCAAGUACAAGCGCAUCGGCUGCCCAUGGCACGGUCCCUUCCACGAGCUGACCGUGCACGAGGCUGCAUGUGCCCACCCCACCAAGACGGGCAGCGAGCUGAUGGAGAUCCUGGACGAGAUGGACCAGAGCCACCGCAAGGAGAUGCAGCUCUACAACAGCAUCUUCAGCCUGCUCAGCUUUGAGAAGAUCGGUUACACAGAGGUCCAGUUCCGGCCGUACCGCACGGACGACUUCAUCACACGCCUGUACUACGAGACGCCGCGGUUCACGGUGCUGAACCAGACGUGGGUGCUGAAGGCUCGCGUGAACGACUCGGAGCGCAACCCCAACCUUUCGUGCAGGCGUACACUGUCCUUCCAGCUGCUGCUCAAGAGCAAGGUCACGGCGCCGCUCGAGUGCUCCUUCCUGCUGCUCAAGGGCCCCUACGAUGAUGUGCGCAUCAGCCCUGUCAUCUACCACUUUGUCUUCACCAACGAGAGCAACGAGACGGACUACGUGCCCCUGCCCAUCAUCGACUCGGUGGAGUGCAACAAGUUGCUGGCUGCCAAGAACAUCAACCUGCGGCUCUUCCUCUUCCAGAUCCAGAAGUAACAGCGGGACGGCCGCAGGCGCUCGGGACUCAGCUUUUCUUUUCCUUUUUUUUUUUUUUUUCUUUUUUUUUCUUUUUUUUUUUUUUUUUUUUUUUUUUAGGAGAAGGAGUGCGUAGGCAAGCACCAGCCUGGGCCGCCUGCAUGUCUGCGCAGCAGGAGUCCUCGCCCAGUGCCCUGCCUCGGAGGACCCACCGGGCCUGGAGGACUCGGCGUGUUUGAUUGCAUUAAAAAGGCAGCCUUGUUUCCUACUUGCUGUUUUGUUGGCGGGGAAAAGCAAGGCAAGAGUGAUGGCAAGGACAGCAGAACGCCCCCAGCCCCCAUCCUUGCCACCGCACUUGUGUGCCCUGCCCUGCCCCCAGAAAGACUCAGAGACUGCCUGCCCUCCAACACCGCUGGGGGCGUCCCUGAGACCCCCCAGGGAAGUCGGAAUGCAGGGUGAGAUUGGGGGAGAGGAUGCGCAGGCUGAAGGGUCAGGGCCUGCUGGGUCAGCCUCCAGGGCCCAGCACUCCAGACUAGGGGUCCUGCCCUGGGGACCGUCCCACCUUCUGUGCAGUGGCUGGGGCAGGGCCACGGCCUGGAAGGCUGGUCUGGGGCCCGCCUUUGCCCUUGACCCUUACAGCUUCUAGGAGGGGCAUAGCCCAGCCCACCGUGCUUUGUAUAGAUGUGACCGCUUGUUGCCACAAUACCAAAGAACCCAUUUUGUCUGCCCUGCCAAGCCACCCAGGAGCCUGAUCCCUGCUUCCCGCCAGGGCCUGGCACCCCUGUGCCCUGUGGGACCUGAGCCAGGGGAAGGAGGCACUGUGGGCUGGAGUCUGCUCACUUCCCCGUACAGGGUAGUAGGCUGGGGCCCUUCUGCUCCAGGCCUGCUGUGAGCUCCCAGCCAGAGUGAGGGGCCCAGGGCCACCUGCUGGUCGACCUUCUGCACACCCUUGGGCUUGGGUACCUCCAGGGGGCAUUCCACUGUCUGCUCCCACUCCCACCCCACAGCAGAGGUGUGGCACCCUUGUGGACGCACAGGGCAGGAGUGGAUGGGGAGGGCUUAUGUGCACCCACUUUAGGGGUAUGCAACAUGCUGAUUGAUCCCCGGGAAAGAGGUUCCUGGAGAGGUGCAGCUGGGGUGGGUGAAGCAGGAGCGGGGAGCCCGGAGAGGGCACAGCUCUGCACAGAUGAGCAUGCCCAGGACUGCCAAGGUAGGGCCCCAGGGAGAAGAGAGGCUGCAGAGUAAAGGGGUUGCCCACGGACACGUGGAAGGCAAGGGCAGCACCCUUGCGUAUGUGCCAGGGGUCUGCCUGGAGCUGUGCACAUGUGCUGAACCAUCCAGCCUGGGAAUUCUGGGUCCCUGGGGCAGCUGCCUACAGACCUGUGCAGCAGCAUCACCCUGGGCCUAGGUCACCCUGGUUCUCGUUGCCAGGUGCCAUCACCUCUGUCCCAUGGGCCAGGCCACCCAAAGUGACGUUUUCAGACAAUAAAGUGGUUUUCUAAGGAGCG